CGCGCGCGCGGGCGCGGAGCCUGUUCGCGGGCUGAGGUGCUUCUGACAGCCGCGCCAGCUCCUCGAAUCAUGGAGCUGAGAGCAGAGCUUCUGAAGUCUAUCUGGUACGCCUUCACGGCCUUGGACGCGGAGAAAAGCGGGAAAGUGUCGAAAUCUCAACUAAAAGUCCUCUCUCACAACCUAUACACUGUGCUUGGUAUCCCCCAUGAUCCUGUGGCACUGGAGGAACAUUUUAAAGAUGAUGAUGAUGGUCCAGUAUCAAGUCAGGGGUACAUGCCAUAUCUCAAUAAAUAUAUCUUGGACAAGGUAGAAGAAGGUGCUUUUGUGAAAGAGAGUUUUGAUGAGCUUUGCUGGACGCUGACUGCAAAGAAGAAUUACAAGCCAGACCGGAAUGGGAACAGUGUUAUAUCCCAUGAUGAUGCCUUCAAGCUUUGGUGUCUCUUUAAUUUCUUAUCUGAAGACAAGUACCCUCUUGUUAUGGUGCCAGAUGAGGUGGAGUAUCUCCUAAAGAAGAUCUGCACAUCCAUGAGUAUUGAGCUCAGCAGUGGAGAACUAGAUGAUUAUCUUUCCCAAGAGACCCAGCAGCAGAAUGGCUUGACUGUGUGGCAGUUUCUUGACUUAGUAAAUUCAGGCCGGUUCCUGCGGGGAAUAGAGCAUGAGGCCAUCAGCAUGGCCAUUGAAGAAGUCUAUCAGGAAAUUAUUGGGGAUGUGCUGAAACAGGGCUACCUGUGGAAGAAAGGUAAUCUGAGGAGGAACUGGUCAGAGCGAUGGUUCACCCUAAAGCCCAGUGAUCUCUCUUACUAUAUGAGUGAAGAACGAAAGGAGAAAAAGGGGAGCAUAUCUUUGGACAGAAAUUCAUGUGUGGAGAUCUUGCCUGACAGAGAUGGAAAACGGUGUAUGUUCUGUGUAAAAACGGCAUCAAGAACCUAUGAAAUGAGUGCCUCAGAUACCAAACAAAGGCAAGAGUGGACACUUGCCAUCCAAAUGGCAAUCCGCCUCCAGGCUGAGGGCAAGAAGUCACUGCACAAGGAUUUAAAGCAGAAGAGGCGGGAACAACGAGAGCAGCGAGAGCAAAAGAAGGCAGCCAAGGAAGAAGAGAUGCAGCGCUUGAAGCAGCUCCAGGAAGAAAAGGAGCGCAAAUUACAGGAACUGGAGCUGCUGAAGGAGGCUCAGCGGCAAGCUGAGCUUCUGCUCCACGAAGAAGAGCAGCAGCGCAAGCAACAGCAUGAGGAAAUGCAGAGGACACUAGAGAUACAACUCCGAGAAGCAGAACAGGCUCGUGCUUCCAUGCAAGCUGAGAUGGUUCUGAAAGAGGCAGAGGCAGAACGGCAACGCAAGCGCAUCACAGAGUUGGAGGAGAUGCAGCAGCGACUCCAAGAUGCGUUACAGCAGGAGAUUAAAGCUCGUCGGGAUGAAGAGGCUGUUAGAUACGCACAGGCCAGGCUGCUGUCUGAGGAGGAGGAAAAACUAAAGCAGCUGAUGAAGCUAAAGGAAGAGCAAGAGGACUAUAUCAUCAAGGCCCAGCAUGAGAAGUUGGCCCUCAAGCAAGAGAUGGAAAACAAGAGCAAAUUUUUGGAGGAAGCCCAGCAGCAGCUGGAAGAAGUGAGGUUUAACAGGGAGAGGAUGGACCAGGAUGUUAUGCUAGCACAACGGAAGCUCCAGCAAGCCAGUACCAAUGUAAAGCAUUGGAAUGUCCAGAUGAAUCGGCUGAUGCACCCAAUUGCACCAGGAGAAAAACGUAUAGUGAUAAGUGGAGGGUUCUCUGGCUUCAGCCCUGCACUUCUGUCCAGGAGAGAUUCCUCCCUCAAAUUGAAACAAAAUCUGGAAAAAAAGCAAUCUGAUGCCAUGAAGGAUGACAGCAAAGAAGAUAUAAAUGGAGAAAAGCAGGUGCAGAUGUAUGAGGAGAAUACCAGUUCAGAAAACAUCUGAUUAGCCACAGAUGAGAGAAGAAACAUUUGCUGAAAUUUAGGAACCAAGAAACAUCAUGACAACUUAAAAAUAACUAUAGUGUAUAUACAUAUGAAUACUGGACAGAUGUAUAGACUGUAUAAGAAAGUAUGGUAAUGAUUCCUUUCCACUGGGUUACAUUGACAACUUUCCUAGUGCACUAAAGCUGCACCUGAUGUAUAUAUUAUGGACAAAACGGAAGCAUCUUUACUCAAAUACAGAGGCACGGUCUUCUGGUUUUACAGCUCUCCUAUGGUAUAUUCUGUUUGGCCUCAGCAGAUGGAGAAAAAAUCCUGGUCACACUGACUUAUCAUACAGUAUUAUUACUGGCAUGAGGAAUUUUUGUGAUGUUGGUAAGCACUAUGCCAAGACAUCUGUCUGUCUUUUAAACCCCUUUUUAAUGGUAACUAUACAUUUUGCACUAUUUGGAAAACCACGUUAAAAGACUUUGAAGCAAUAUUGCUCAUUUUCUGCAUUGGGCCCUUUAGUAAUCUUUUAUUGUUAAGCAAAUGAGACUGCUGAACUGAAACAGCUAGAGUAAUGUGCCUGAAUUCUGAAAAUGUUCUGUUCUUAAAAGAAUAUUUGAGACCUAAUUCAAAAGAACUUAAACAUAACGAUUGGCUUCAAUAGAUUGCUGGGUAACAUUUAAUACAAGUCUCUAGUUCAAGAGUUUUAUUUCUCACUAGAAAGCUUUGAGGAAGCUAUGCUCACAUUGUUAAAAAACACACA
Molecule: messenger RNA, 2676 nt
Organism: Pogona vitticeps (central bearded dragon)
Lineage: Eukaryota; Metazoa; Chordata; Lepidosauria; Squamata; Agamidae
Gene: DEF6
Product: DEF6 guanine nucleotide exchange factor
Cellular component (GO): nucleus; cytoplasm
Source: RefSeq, a predicted model, not a curated record